UAUGGCGUCUGGUCUUAAGUGGUUCAGUGGUUUGUGUUUUUGGCAAAAAUCAAAAUGUUGAAAUAAAAAAUAGCGCCAAAUUGUGAAAAAUCGAUUUUUAUUUAUGUGUUUCAUUGUGCGUGCACAGUUUGGCGUCAAUUAUAGUAGCACAAAGUAAUAAAAAACCCCCGUGGAAAUCGCGGGCUGAUUUUGUCAAUGUCUAACCUCACUUUCGCCAAUGUUUUUGUUUAUUAAAAUUGUAUCCCCCUGUCUCCUUUCGCAUAAUUCACUUAUCUGUAAUUGAAUACAUUCUUUCCGAUUGCAAUACCGCGGGUGAAUCAUGGAAUUAUUGCAGGUUUAUUCACUUGCAUUCGCGUCGCACUAACAAACAGAAGUGAUGAACGAAGAGUAAUAUCAUGGCAGAAGUUGCUUCUCCAAAUAAAGAUGGAAAAGACAGCGGCUCACCCAGUAAAGACAAGUUAUUUGACCCUUCAGUUGACAUGCUUGUUAAUGAUUUUGACGAUGAGCGGACACUAGAAGAGGAAGAAGCACUAGCAGCAGGGGAAUCUGAAGACCCCAACGCGGAACUCUCCAGCUUACAAAAAGAGAGUAAUAUGCCAUUAGAGGAAUUACUUGCAUUGUACGGUUAUCGUGGCGAAAAUCAAGAAAACGAAAGUCCCGUUGACGAAGACCCUGACCCUUCUGAACCAAUGGAAGAACAAGAGAGCGAAACUGACCCUCCAGACCAACCCUCAAAACUGCGAGCCCUCUACGAAAACAUACCAGAGAACGACCAAGAUGCGGCCCGAUUAUUACGCUCCGUUUCACGAGUGAGCGAGGAAGAGGAAGAAGAUUAUGACUAUAGCCCAGAUGAAGAUGAGUGGCGAAAGGUUAAUAAGACUAUUAUGGUCGGGAGUGACUACCAGGCUCAAAUUCCGGAAGGUUUGUGUCACUAUGAUGACGCUUUGCCCUACGAAAACGAAGAUAAGCUUCUGUGGGAUCCCUUGGUUAUAAAUUUGAACGUGACUGAGGACUUUUUGAAGAAAGCUUCGGAAAUUUCGAAACCUCCGAUUCCCAUGGGAAGUCAUUUGCGAGACGACGAACAAGCGUUGUAUUUGUUACAACAGUGCGGGCACAACGUUGAGGAGGCGUUGAGACGUUUAAGAAUGAACGUGGCCCCCAGUAGCGAAACGAUGAGUCUUUGGUCGGAAGAAGAGUGUCGGAAUUUUGAGGCCGGAGUCCGAUGUUACGGCAAAAAUUUCCACCUAAUUCAACAAAAUAAGGUACGUACAAGGUCUGUGGGGGAGUUAGUUCAGUUCUAUUAUUUGUGGAAGAAAUCGGAACGGCAUGAUAUUUUUGCGAACAAAACCCGCUUGGAAAAAAAGAAAUACACCCUACAUCCGGGUCUUACUGAUUUCAUGGAUAGAUUUCUGGAAGAUCAGGAUGGUAGAGAUAGGAGUUCUUCCCCCAAUGUACAGUGCAGUGUGUCAGACAAUAAAAAAAGUGUCACGGAAAAUGUUACACAACAAACGAAAUCGACUUCAGACGCAUAGUCACCAUUCUAAAUUAGGCUUACUGCAAUUUCAGUUUCUAUCAUGCUCUAUCAAGCUCUAUUUUAAAUGUUCCUCUAUGUCGCGGAACUCAGAUUUGUUAAUUUAUUUAUAUUUUUAUAUUAAUAUAUUUCACCAAAAUUUUAUUUUAUACACGUAUACAUUAUGUAAAUAGGCUAUUUUACUACUAGAAUUUUAUUUAUACUUUGAUUUUAAACCACUACAGUUUUGUGUACAGAAUUUUAGGCCGCGCAAUUUUAUUAUUUAUUAAUUCGAGUCGGUUAUAGUAUUUUUAAUUAAUCAAUUUUAGGUUUCUUCAGUACAUACGUAAUUUAAGUUUUAAAUUAGCAUAAUUAACACUAGUAAAUUUGUCACAUUUCUGGACCUUAAUUGUGCAAUUAGUAUUCAUCCAGUUUUAUUUGAUUUGAAAUUAAAUCAGGAAGCAAUUAAGUAAUGAUUAAAGCAACUAGUCUUAGUCAGUUUGAUGGGUGCAAGUCUAGUAUUGUAAUUGAAUCGGUGACUUUUCUACCAAAGCAAAUCGAUUUAUGUUAUUUUACAAGUACUUAAUUAUCUUCAACUCGUAGUCUAGUCGGUUUAAGAAACGCGGUUGCUUCUUGAUUGAUUGAUUUUGGUCCAUAAAUGUCCAAUUUGUGAAAUUUUAAUUAUAAGAGUAAAUGGUAAAUUGGGCAUAUUUUUACAUCUAAUUGUUUUUGUACAAACUAUAAUUCUAAUAAUUAGGAUAUAGAUAUAAAAUCUUGCAAAGGUUAAAUUUUAACACAUACAAAUUUGUUUUAUCUCCUCGUACUAGAAAUCAAUCAAUUAUAUAUUUUCGACAACUAUAAUUUCCUGUGAAACACUUUGUUAUAUUUUUUAGAUAUAUGGAAAUAUUUUUAUUGCUUUGUGAGACUUUAUCAAAUGAAUAAAUAAAAUCUAUUUUUAUUAAUA
Molecule: messenger RNA, 2474 nt
Organism: Tribolium madens (black flour beetle)
Lineage: Eukaryota; Metazoa; Arthropoda; Insecta; Coleoptera; Tenebrionidae
Product: mesoderm induction early response protein 1-like
Exons: 5
Coding region: 396-1532 (378 amino acids)
Biological process (GO): negative regulation of transcription by RNA polymerase II
Cellular component (GO): nucleoplasm
Molecular function (GO): transcription corepressor activity; histone deacetylase binding
Source: RefSeq, a predicted model, not a curated record